Molecule: messenger RNA, 1803 nt
Organism: Linnemannia hyalina
Lineage: Eukaryota; Fungi; Mortierellomycota; Mortierellomycetes; Mortierellales; Mortierellaceae
Source: the annotation of a GenBank genome assembly
AUGUCGCGAAUGUCGAAUGUACUCUUCUCGGUCCUCGCAGCCCUCAUUGCUAUCCUCGCCGCAGGACUGCUCUACGGCAACGACGACACGGACCACCUCUCCACCAACCCUAACCCCGGCGCAGUCUGGGAUACAAUCAAGAACAACAACAACAAUAACAAUAACCAAGUCUGGGACAAAUCGCCACAGUGCAGCAACCCCUCAGGAUUGAUCGGCGACUCGUCGUGCUGUGACUAUGAGACGGUUGGAAAGCUCAAUGUCGACUUUUCGGCAAAGUUGCAAGAAAUUGUCAGCAUGCCCUUCUUCCGGUACUUCAAGGUCAAUCUGUACAAGGAGUGUCCCUUCUGGGACAAUGCUGGUCUCUGCAUGAACAGGGAUUGUUCUGUCGAGACGAUGGAUAAGCAGAAAAUUCCUGAGCAGUGGAGGAGCGAAGCCCUUGGAAAAGUCUCCAUGCCCACCUCGAAUCAGUUGUUUGGAGCGAUUCCCAUCAAGCCUGCAAAGAUCAAGGAUCAAGAGUUUUGUGCACCAGACAUCGCAACGGACGAGGUCUAUGUCGAUCUGAGGGACAACCCCGAGCGCUUCACCGGUUACUCGGGCCCCUCCGCAGGCAUGGUCUGGAAGGCAAUCUACGAGGAAAAUUGCUUCGACGUCUCCAAGGAGAUGACCGCCGGAUGUCAGUAUUGUGAAUCGGAGAGGAACAAGUUGAGGGAGCAGCAAGCCCACCCAGAAGAACACGACCUCCUCAGGGAGAGCAACAUCUUGGUCCCACCUGAGCCUGCACCCAUCGAUGCCAAGAAGCCCUCAAAGGCACAGAUGGACGAAAUCUUUUCGAGAGUGCCCAAGGGCAAGGGCGAUCUUCAGCAGCUGAUGCAGGGGAUCGCCAAGGAAGAUGGCCCUGAAGAGUCCUGUCUGGAGAAGCGUGUCUACUACCGCUUGAUCUCUGGACUCCAUGCGUCGAUUUCAAUCCAUAUCUGUGACGAGUGGUUCAACCAGACGACAGGCGAAUGGGGACCAAACCUGGACUGCUUCGUCUCUCGUGUAGGCAUGCACCCAGAGCGUCUCGAGAACAUCUACUUUGACUAUGUUGUCGUCCUCCGCGCAGUGACCAAGAUCUCGGACUACCUUGCAGGAUAUGAAUUCUGUACGGGAGACGAAUCGGUCGACAAGAACAUCAUGUCGGUCGUGACGGAGCUGGUUGAUCUGGUCAAGCAGUGUCCACCCACAUUUGACGAGAAGCUACUCUUCCAGGAUGGCGGUCAGGGCAAGAAGCUCAAGAAUCAGUUCAGGGACCAUUUCAGAAACGUCACCAGGAUUAUGGACUGUGUUGGGUGUGAAAAGUGUCGUCUCUGGGGCAAGGUUCAGACCACUGGUCUGGGAACUGCACUCAAGAUCCUCUUCUCUUAUGACGACGCCUCCCUGAAAGGACACAGGGCGAACGGCGUCCUGUCACGACCCGAAAUUGUCGCGCUUUUGAACACAUUCAAUCGCCUCUCGGAGAGUGUAUCCGCCAUCGAGAGAUUCGGAGUUAUGUACCAACAACGUCUGCGCGAGGAAGAGGAAGCCAGCGGCAACGGCAACGUCGACACGACUGCUGAACAGACAACAAAGCCAUCAUCCCCCAUCAAAGCACCAACAAAAGAAGAAGACGACCGCGACGCGAUUGUCUACAAGGCUCUGUUGGCCAAGGUCGACCGACGCCUUACUUCGGCUUAUAGAAAGUUGGAUGCGGCUCUGGAGAGCAAGAAUAUUACCCUGCAUCGGGCGGCUGUCAAGAACGUCGUCGCCUGGAUUCAUAGAACCUAG